UCGCGAUGCAGACCGAUCAGCAGGAACGCAGUAGUCGGCACAUCGCGGCCAAGAGGCAGCGAAAGCUGCAACUGCUCCAGCAGCAGCAGCAGCAACAGCAGCAGUUGCGCGAGCUGCAAGAGCAGCAGCUGUUGCAGCAGCAGCACCAGCGCGAGCUGCAAGAGCAGCUCAACCAGCAGCAGCUGCACCUCCAGCUAAAGCCGAUUCCGAUCCUACCGCAACCGUUCCACUAUCACCUGCAACCGUAUCAACCCAUCAAGCAUCCCGAUGACAUGCUGAGUUCCGCGUACUACAUCUACAUGUCUGCCGCUACUCAGUUGCACAUGGCACCACAGGCAACCAUAGUACAGCAAGUUGACCAAGCCGUUCCGCACCAUCAUCAUCCACAUCUCCAGCAGCAGCAACAGCAGCAGCAGCAGCAGCAGCAACAGCAGCAGCAGCAGCAACAGCAGCAACAGCAGCAGCAGCAGCAGCAACAACAACAACAACAACAGCAGCACCAUCUUCAUCACCACCACCUGCAACACCAUCAGCAGCCACAGCAACAUUACGCCGCCAACAACCAGCAGCUUCAUCAACAGCCGCAAGUGUCGCCGGCGGUGGUGACGACUGGCGAGCUGCAGCAGCAGACGGCGGCGGUCAUAACGGCCAACGCCAACAGUGGAGGAGCCCUUGGUAACGGUGCCACAGGUGGAGGUGGCAACAACAACAACAACAGCAACGCGCAGUCCGCCACCCCGACGAACACGACAACGACUGCCUCGGCGUCCACGUCGCUGUUGCCUCCUAUCACCGGCACCGGAAACCAGCAGCAGCAGCAGCAUCACCAACAACACCAGCACAACCACCACAAUCACCACAAUCACCAGCAGCAGUCGCAUCAUAACAACAACAAGGAUCAGGACUCGAACAUGAGCGCCGGCUCGUCGCCUAGUGAUAAGGAGCUCGAGACGAUCGUCGUGAGUGCGGCGGCGGCAGCUCAACCACCCAGUCAAGCAACACCGGCGUUCCCGGCCGGGGCCACGACCAACAACAACACCCCCCGGCUGGUGGGUGCCACCCCGGUCGAGAAGGUAACCAGGUCCGGGUCGGAUCGGAAGCGAAAACGGAGACCACCGGACGAUAACGGUGGCCCCGGCGGAGGAGCGUCAACUGCGGGGGGAGCAGGAGGAGGAGGAGGAAAUGGAGGAGCAGGUGGUGGCACAACCACCGCAGGUCAUAUGCGUGAUAGUAGAGAUAAUGUUAAGGCCCCGCGGCUUUCGCAGCCGCUAAGUGAUACUAAGAAGAUAAAUGAUUACUUUUUCAAACAUUCAACGGCGACAGUGGUGGCGACGGUCACCAGCACCACCAACACCACCAACGCCACCGCCGCCGCCGCCGCCAACAGCGUCACGACGUCUGCCAGUGGCGCUGUCGGGGUCGUGGUCAGCAAUAGCAGCAACAACAACACCGCUGGCGGCGGCACCUUAGGAGCAAUAACCAAUUCGUCCCCCCAAGUCGAUCCGGGCGGAGGAGGGGCGGCGGGAGCGGCGAGCGGUGGCACGAAUGCGGCCACAGGCAGCAACCUGGCGUCGCGCGCACUCACCAAAAGUCCGAACGCGCACCAGCAGCAGCAGUCCGCCACCCACGGUCAGUAUCCGAUGUAUCCUCCCACGUCGCAGACGACGCAGCUGCUACCGGCGGGCUCGGUAGCGGCGGUAGCAGUCACGGCCAGCUCGAGCAACUCCAGCAUCAUCGCCCACGCCACCAGCACCGUCGGCAACGCGAGCAACAGCAGCAGCACCAACGUUCUGCUGCAGCAGCAACAGCAACAACAGCAGCAGCAGGAUCUGUUCGUCGGUAGCACCGGAACACGCUCCGGCGUGCGGCAGUCGAUCUCGUCCUCGUCGUCGGCGUCCGGUGGUUCGGGCGGCGGUGGCGGCGGCAACACCAACUCCCCGACCGUUCUAGUUCCUGCGUCGCCAGGCUCCCCGGCGACCUCGGCAGCGGCGGCCGCAGCGGCCGCUGUGGCUGCGGCAGCAGCAGCCGCCGGACCGACCACCGCCUCCACCGGGCCCGUGGCAGCUCUGACGACGCCGAUCGUCGCCACAACGACAACGUCGUCCGCCGCGACACCUCUCUCGCCGGCGCUCUCGGCCACCGGCCAGGUGCUGCGGCAAAACUCCGGUGGCGACAGCGCCGUUGUUUGUCAGCCGUACUCAUCGCUGGUCAUCAUCCCGCAGCACCUGCUCGGUGGUCGGAAGCAGCAGCAGCAGCAGUCAUCGUCGGCGUCGUCGGCUUCAGCGGUGGUGACCAGUGCGGGCACCGUAUCGGCUACAUCGAACCAGCAGCAGCACAAGCAGCAAAGUGGCGUGGUCGGGAAGAUAGGCGCACAACAGUCUACGACAACAACCGGCGCACAGACGACGAUCACGACGAACGCCCAGCAGCGCGAAAACCAAUCGGGAACGCCACCCCUUCCAACCUCGCAGCAACCUGCUUCCACACAGGCGGUGGCGGCGGCUACCGGUCAAAGCGCAGCAGCGGUAGGGACGAACCAUCAGCAGCAACGGGACAAUGGUGGCACGGGAGUUGGCAGUGAGCAGCACCUUCACCUCCAGCGGAUAACAAUUACCUGCACCAGCAGCAACAGUAGCAGUAACGGUGGAGGAGGUGCCACAUCGACCACCAGCGGAGUAGAGGUGACCGGUGGCGGAAACCCCACCAGCACGACGUCGGUGGCCACGUCCACCAGCACACCCGUCAGUAGUACGAACAAUAACAACAACAACAAUUCCGUGCUCCAACUCCCAGGCGGGGCUGUUGUGACGUCGUCGGUAAAGUCAAUUGCACAGAAGCUGCAGCAAUCACAGCAAUCGCAGACACAGCAGCAGCAGCAAACACAGCAGCAGUCCACGGCGCUCACGUCGUCGUCUUCCAGCGCGGCCACCGCCUCGACGCUGGUGCCGGUGAUGGGCGGAACGUCAGCCGUCGGGAAGCAGCAGCUCCUCGGCGAUGGGGUCAACAGCAACAGCAACCUGUUCGCCGGCAGCUCGCAUCAGGCCACGGCCGCCACUGCGACGCCGCCCCUAAUGGUGACCAAGCUGGUGCAGACCGACCUGACGCAGGCGGACAUCACCGAGCGGGACCACGACUUCGAGAGCAACCGGACGCGCAUGGACGAGCUGUCGCGCUUGUCAGACGAGCAGAAGUGCCAGCUGAGCGUGCACCAGAAGGCGAUCGAGCAGCACAAGAGCCACAUCAACAAGUGCAUCGAGGUGGUGAAGAAGCUGCUCAAGCAGAAGAGCAACAUCGAGAAGAAGGAGGCGCGCCAGAAGUGCAUGCAGAACCGACUCCGGCUCGGCCAAUUCGUCACGCAGCGCGUCGGUGCGACGUUCCAGGAGAACUGGACGGACGGCUACGCCUUCCAGGAGCUGGCAAAACGACAGGAAGAGAUUACUGCCGAGCGGGAGGAAAUCGAUCGGCAGAAGAAGCUGCUGAUGAAGAAGCGGCCCACCAACAGCGAGGGUGGCCGCAAGCGUAACAACUCGUCCGCGUCGGGCGGUGCGUCCGCUGGCGGUGCUGGUGGUACCGAUCGCGUCGGUAGCGGGGUCGGAGGGGCCGGCGGAUCCGGCGGUGCUGGCGGGGUCGGUUCACUAGGUGGCGGUGGCGGGGCCGGCAGUGGUAGCGUCGGUGGCAGCAGUGGUAGCUCGAGCGGCGGAUCGUCACUGCAUAACGGCAACGAUAGCACGUUCCUCAAGCCCGACCCGGUCGUGAGCAACAGCUCGAUCUUCACGCUGCAGGAGUACUACGAGUGCGAUGAGAUCCUGAAGCUGCGCCAGAACGCGCUAAAGAAGGAGGACGCCGAUCUGCAGCUCGAGAUGGAGAAGCUCGAGCGGGAGCGCAACCUGCACAUCCGCGAGCUGAAGCGGAUACAUAACGAGGAUCAGUCGCGGUUUAACAAUCAUCCAGUGCUGAAUGAUCGGUACCUGCUGCUAAUGCUACUCGGUAAGGGUGGCUUCUCCGAGGUGCACAAGGCGUUCGACCUGAAGGAGCAGCGAUACGUCGCCUGUAAGGUGCACCAGCUCAACAAAGACUGGAAGGAGGACAAGAAGGCGAACUAUAUCAAACACGCGCUCCGGGAGUACAACAUCCACAAGGCGUUGGAUCAUCCGCGUGUGGUGAAGCUGUACGACGUGUUCGAGAUCGAUGCCAACUCGUUCUGCACCGUGCUGGAGUACUGCGACGGGCACGAUCUGGACUUCUACCUGAAGCAGCACAAAACCAUCCCGGAGAAGGAGGCCCGUUCGAUCAUCAUGCAGGUCGUUUCGGCGCUCAAGUAUCUCAACGAGAUCAAGCCGCCCAUCAUCCAUUACGAUCUGAAACCGGGCAACAUUCUGCUGACCGAGGGUAACGUGUGCGGUGAGAUCAAGAUCACUGACUUUGGUCUGUCGAAGGUGAUGGACGAAGAGAACUAUAAUCCCGACCAUGGUAUGGAUCUUACGUCACAAGGUGCUGGAACUUAUUGGUAUCUGCCACCGGAGUGCUUCGUGGUUGGGAAGAACCCGCCGAAGAUUUCGUCCAAGGUGGACGUCUGGAGCGUGGGCGUGAUCUUCUACCAGUGUCUGUACGGUAAGAAGCCGUUCGGCCACAACCAGUCCCAGGCGACCAUCCUCGAGGAGAACACCAUCCUGAAGGCGACCGAGGUGCAGUUUGCGAACAAACCGACCGUAUCGAACGAGGCGAAGAGCUUUAUUCGCGGUUGCCUCGCGUACCGCAAAGAAGAUCGGAUGGAUGUGUUUGCGCUGGCGAAGCACGAGUAUCUGCAGCCGCCAGUGUCGAAGCACAACCGCUCGUCGAACGCGCAAAAUCAGCACGCAGCCGGUCAGAACAGCAGCACCGGGGCGACUGGUGCUGGUGGUGGCGGCGGCGGCGGCGGUGGUGGCGGUGGCGGGUCGGGCGGUUCGGGCGGAGCCGGCGGGAACCAGGCCGGCCAGCAGACGUCCUUCUCCACCGGCAUGUUCGGCAACAUGAACCAGUCGAGCUCGUCUUAGCUAUUUUUCCACCACAGCAGC
Anopheles coustani is the source of this 5054-nucleotide messenger RNA. RefSeq names its product serine/threonine-protein kinase tousled-like 1 (gene Tlk). Gene Ontology annotation, biological process: chromosome segregation; peptidyl-serine phosphorylation; intracellular signal transduction. The transcript is spliced from 10 exons. The record is from RefSeq and is a predicted model, not a curated record. Gene Ontology annotation, cellular component: nucleus. NCBI's taxonomy places the organism in Eukaryota, Metazoa, Arthropoda, Insecta, Diptera, Culicidae. Gene Ontology annotation, molecular function: ATP binding; protein serine/threonine kinase activity. Bases 6 to 5033 code for a protein of 1675 amino acids.